Molecule: messenger RNA, 666 nt
Organism: Chaetomium globosum CBS 148.51
Lineage: Eukaryota; Fungi; Ascomycota; Sordariomycetes; Sordariales; Chaetomiaceae
Exons: 2
Coding region: 1-666 (221 amino acids)
Biological process (GO): DNA-templated DNA replication; double-strand break repair via break-induced replication
Cellular component (GO): GINS complex
Source: RefSeq, a predicted model, not a curated record
AUGGAUAUCGACGACAUCCUUCGGGAAGUCGACCCGACCUUUCAUAGCAUACCACAAGAAAAGCGCGAUCUCCAAGAGCUCACCCGCGCCUGGAUCGCCGAGAGAUCUGCACCCGAGCUCCUGGCCUGGCCCGCCGACGGCCUCUUCGAGCGCAUCAAUGACAACAUCAAGCAGCAGAUCGAAAAGGUCGAGGAGAUGACGGGCGACAUGGACCCCAAGACCAACUUCGCCCUGAUCGUCAUCCAGACCGAGCUCGAGCGCUACCGCUACCUCGUGCGCAGCUACCUGCGCGCCCGCAUCGCCAAGAUCGACCGCCACACCCUGCACUACCUAUCGACCGACGACCUGCGCGCCCGCCUGUCCGAGAUGGAGCUGGCCUACGCGACCCGCCACCAGGCCCUGCUGCACAACCACUACCUGUCGUCCUUCCUGUCGUCCUUCCCGGCCAACCUCCAGAACCUGAACGACGCCGCCGCCGGCAUCAGCAUGAUCGAGACGCCCGACCUCGAGUCGGCCGUGUUUAUCCGCGCCCUCAAGGACACGCCCGUCGAGGCGCGCGGCGUCGACACGGAUGCGUACGCGGAUUUGAAGGAGAGCGACAUUGUUAUCUUGCGGUGGGCCGAUGCGAAAAAGCUGGUGGAGGCUGGGACCGCCGAGCUCGUUUGA